Messenger RNA from Dalotia coriaria, 793 nucleotides. RefSeq lists its product as uncharacterized. The record is from RefSeq and is a predicted model, not a curated record. The transcript is spliced from 3 exons. Gene Ontology annotation, biological process: positive regulation of voltage-gated potassium channel activity; sleep; regulation of synaptic transmission, cholinergic. The coding region runs from base 210 to 659 and encodes 149 amino acids. Lineage: Eukaryota; Metazoa; Arthropoda; Insecta; Coleoptera; Staphylinidae.
GCUUGCGUCAGUUACAAGGAUAAGGUGUGCGCGUGUUGCGUGUGCGCUGUUUUGUUUGCAUCGUUUGCAUCGUGAGUUUUUGACUCAUGCGGCGCACACCCACUUUUCCAGUGUCGCGUUUAGUCGUUUUAAUAAUUAACCGCAAUUAAACAUCAUCGCAGCGCCCAAUUGAGGCAAUCGUACGUAGUACCACACAGUUAUUCAGCAAGAUGAAGUGCCUCACGAAACUUGUACUUACUUCGUUUUUCAUCACAUUGUUGGCGGGCGCAGGUUUGGCAGUGCGGUGCUAUCAAUGCGCUUCCAGCGAGGACGCCAAGGGAGAGGACAAUUGCGGGGCGUACAAACGCUUCGACAAAGAACGUAACAUCGCAAUUGAGUGCAACACUGAUGAGAGCCACAUGCCUGGCUCUUUCUGCAUGAAAGUCACUCAACAGGGCCCCAGGGGAUUCAUUUGGGAUGGGCGUUGGAGGCAAGUUAUCAGGAGAUGUGCAUCAGUUGCUGAGACUGGUGUGACUGGAGUUUGCAACUGGGGUGUAUACAUCAAUGGAGAUUACUGGGAGGAGUGUUACUGCUCUGAAGAUGAGUGUAAUAAUGGGCACAUGACAACGGUUUCUAUGACCAGUUUGCUUCUUGGACUUGUUGUUUAUAUAGCAAUGUGAUUUUGUUAGUUAUAUGUUUAAGCUUAAGUGCAGAUGCGUAACAAAUCCGUCCAUUUGUGAAUCUAACUUCGCAGAGUUUUAGACUUUUUUGUACAAGUUCAAAUUUUAUAAUAGAGACGACUUUUAUUAACAUA